Messenger RNA from Linderina pennispora, 1714 nucleotides. Its product is annotated as actin-like ATPase domain-containing protein. Gene Ontology annotation, molecular function: D-xylulokinase activity. Bases 22 to 1644 code for a protein of 540 amino acids. Gene Ontology annotation, biological process: xylulose metabolic process. The transcript has 2 exons. Lineage: Eukaryota; Fungi; Kickxellomycota; Kickxellomycetes; Kickxellales; Kickxellaceae. The record is from RefSeq and is a predicted model, not a curated record. Gene Ontology annotation, cellular component: cytosol.
UAUUCCGACUCGUACUUUGCAAUGACGACAUCGUCGGACCCUCUGUUCCUGGGGUUGGAUCUCAGCACGCAGCAGCUCAAGGGAAUCCUCGUUACUUCUGCCGGCGACAUCAUCCACGAAGCCACCAUUCCAUUCGACACUGCCUUCCCCACCUAUGCCACCACCAACGGCCGCCACAUCCGCAACGACACUGCCACGACUCCCGUGCUCCUCUGGGUCGAAGCCAUCGACAGACUGUUCAGCGAGCUCUGCAGCUCAGGCUACGCAUCCCGGAUUUGUGGAAUCAGCGGCGCCGCUCAGCAGCACGGCAGUGUGUACUGGACCCAGCAGGGCGUAGAGUCGCUUGCCAGGCUUGAUUCGAAAGCGGCCCUGAAGGAGCAGCUCCAGAAUGCCUUUGCUGUCAUGGACUCGCCGAUCUGGGAGGAUUCGAGCACCGCUGUGCAGUGCAAGGGCCUGGAGCAAGCGGCGGGCAGCGCAGCUAAUCUGGCCCGGAUCUCUGGGUCCGUUGCCUUCGAGCGGUUCACGGGUGCGCAGAUUGCGAAAAUCAAGCAGACCGACCCGGACCGCUGGUCCCAGGUGGCUCAUAUUUCCCUAGUAUCGUCGUUUGCCGCCUCGCUUAUAAUUGGCAAACUCGCGCCCAUCGACGCCAGCGACGCCUCGGGCACCAACCUCUACGAUAUUGGCCAGAUGGCGUGGUCUGAACACCUCUGCAAUAGCGUUGACCAAGGGUUAAGUGCCAAGCUUGGGCCGCAUCCCGUGAUGGCCGAUGCACAGAUUGGCACGCUUGCUGAGUAUUUUAGAGCAAAAUACGGGAUGCCGCCAUGUCCCGUUGUUGCAUUUACAGGCGAUAAUCCGUCUGCAUUUGCUGGAUUCGAGUCGCUGCUUUCCGGCGCCCGCAGCUCCGCCAUGGUGAUCAGCCUCGGCACGAGCGAUACUGUGCUGUCGUCGCUCGACACGUACCCUUACGGCGCCGGCAAACCCACCAGUGCGUCGUUUACGGACGGCCAUGUGCUACAACAUCCAACUGACCCUGACCGGUAUAUGGCAAUGCUGUGCUAUAAGAACGGGUCGCUGGCACGCGAGCACAUCCGCAAUAGCAUCUCCGCCGGUGGCUCCUGGCAGCAGUUCAAUGAUAUGGCUGCCGAACCUGCCGAUGCCAGACAGAUUCUGCCCAAGACUAAGGGCACGUACCGGUUCGUGCGCUCCGAUUCUGGUGAUCUGGUGAGCCCACAGUCCAGUAACCGGUUCGCCGUAACAGCCGAGACAUCUGCCGAUGCGCGCAUGAUUCUGGAGUCGCAGGCAAUGAGCAUGCGUCUCGACUUUCGGCGCAAAUCCCGCCAACUGCCCUCAACCAUCGUUGUUACUGGUGGCGCUUCACAGAACCCGGUUCUGCGGCAGAUAAUCGCUGAUGUGUUUGGCACUCCCGUAUAUACGCUUGGCAUCAUCGACAAUGGCACGUUUACUGCAAAGAGCCCUGCAAUGCCGGCGUACGGCGGCGCUAUCCGCGCCAUGCCAAGACAUGCGGACAAUGCCAAGUACGCGGUUAUGCCAGUGUGCCACCCAGAUAAGGAGCGCUGCGAAGUGUAUGAAAAGGCGAUGGUCGAUUUCGAGUUCCUUCGCAAUGUUGCUGCAAACUGGAAGUAAACGAUUGGAGGGACAUGCUCGUGUUUUGUUGGACAGCUAUCGUGGCGGUGGAAUUUAAUAAAUUUUCUCA